This is a messenger RNA of Aplysia californica (California sea hare), 5629 nucleotides long. RefSeq lists its product as uncharacterized. The coding region runs from base 1427 to 5458 and encodes 1343 amino acids. Gene Ontology annotation, molecular function: RNA polymerase II cis-regulatory region sequence-specific DNA binding; DNA-binding transcription factor activity, RNA polymerase II-specific. The record is from RefSeq and is a predicted model, not a curated record. The transcript is spliced from 4 exons. Lineage: Eukaryota; Metazoa; Mollusca; Gastropoda; Aplysiida; Aplysiidae. Gene Ontology annotation, biological process: regulation of transcription by RNA polymerase II.
UUCUGAGUGGUAGGUCCUACUUCUUAAUCCUAUCCUGUUGUUUCUGUCUGCCUGACUUACUUUUUCCCUGGCACUAAAUCAUCCAAAUCCAAUGACCUUUACACUGUAUGUGUUUCUGUGUACUCAAACAAACAAAUCUGUGGCAGAUCCUACUUCUUAACGUUCCCUGUCUGUCUUACCUUUUCCCGGCACUAGAUGAUCAUUAAAUUGAUCUUGUGCGUGUACAUAGUACAUGUAUUGUGUCGAUGUGCUCAAACAAAUUUAAAGCAAACAAGAGACAGGGAUCCUUGCUGCUGCCCUUUGCCUUCGCAAGAAUCUGUUUCACUGUCUGCAUGGCAUGGUCCUCUCUACAAAGAAGGGGCAUAAUUAAAAUCAAGUACAUGUAUCGUGUUUCAAGACUCUUAUCCUCCUUUUUAAAAAAGCAACUGAUAGUGAUAGGCCUACUCUUCCAAAUAGAUCUAGAUCUAGUUCACAGUCAAUUCUUUAGACUUUACGGAAAUCCUAUUUUGACAUCUAUGCAUGAUGUUUGUUUUUAAUACAGUAUCUCUUGUCUUUAACUUUAAAUUUGACGUACCCCGCAGAUUACGAAAUUAAUUACUUUUGACCCAGGGACUCGAAAGUGUCGUACGAAUUCUCUCUUUUUAGACUGCCAAAACUGUUGUAAGCUUACUAGUUACUAGCCUAGACAACCGUCGCAGACUUCGCUACUUCGCAUCCGGUCCAUUCGCCAGAGCUGUGAAAAAAAGCGUUCCUCCUGCAAUUUUCUAAACUUUGAUGAUGAAAUGUGAAGUUCUGUUGUCUUUUUAUCAUCACCAUAGUUGUUUUUUCAGUUCCUGAUCAAUUUAGUUCCACGUUGUCUUAAAUAACAUUUGUAUGAAACCGUUUUGAAUAAUGUGCAAUGUUGUAUUUUCGGACAAGAAGUAAGUGACCAGUGGCAGUGGCACUUUCUUGAACAGUCUUCAGACCCCAGUGUGGACUGGUGUGACUGAUUCAGAUGAUUAUCGAGUAGUGCUGAUGAUGAUUUGAAAUACAAUUUAGAUUAGUCUAGAUUUAGACUGUUUAGCAAGUUUUUGUUAGUGUCUACAUUGUUGGAUUUUCCUGUUGCCAACGGGCUAGGCUAGGUAGGCCUUUAACGACUGUGUCUUUCUAAGGCAGGCAGGCUUAGGUUAGGGCUAGGGCUAGAUCUAGGCCUAAUCACUAGAUGAUCUGGGCUAAUGGAAUCCUUUUAAAAACUUUUUUAGAACCUUGUACUUGUACUUCAGGCUUUAGGUUUUAUAUUUUUUAAAAUUCAGGCCUUAGACUUAAUUAGUAGGCCUAGAUCUACUUUCAUUGUCUCUGUACUAAAACUGUCACUGGUGGUGUAUAAGUAUAAGUUGGAGGACAGAACUAAGACCAAGUUUAGAACAAAUGUUUUAGUCUCUAUUUUAUGUUGAAUAUGAACAGAAAAAAGAAGGCAGAGACAAUGUUUUCCUUGGGACAUAUUAAUGACGGAAGUCUGAUGGAAAAAGAACAAUCAUGUUGUGAACCUUUCUGUGCACCAGUUAUAGAUGAAGACAUAAAGCCUGAUGUUUCUCCAGUUGUAAAACGUGAACCUGGGCUUGGUUCUUCUACAUCUAGGCCAAGGUUUCAUUGUACUUGUAGAAGAAAUGGGACCGAAAGUGAUGUAAAAGUUGACAUUGGAAGCGUUGAGACCGUCGUAAAAGAAGAGUUUGGUUCUUACUCUGUGCCCAAUCUUGAAGAAGAAAACGCUUCUUCUGGUGAUAGCGGAAGUUUUGAUGGAAAAAUAAAGCAUAAUUUUGAAGGACCAUGCAAUGCUACUGAUGAGGUCAGACAGACUGUUGAAAACAAAUGUAUUGACAUCAAAAUUAAAGACGAGCCUUUGUUUUUGUUUCCUGAAGAAGACAUAACACCAAAAAUUAAAAUGAGUCCGAAAAGUGCUGAUGUUGUGGAAGACGAACUCCAGUUUCCUGAUCAUAGUCUGGAAUUAAAAUUAGAAAUACAGAAUUAUUAUGUGAAGCAGGAAGUGUUGGAACAGGAGUGUGUAUCCACGUUGGAUCGUUCCAGUGAGGCUGGAGGAAUACAACUGAAAAUCUGUGAUGUGAAGAGUUUGUGUGCGGAGCCGAGUUCAAACCCAGACACUGAUGCUGUUGUGUCCACGGUCAGCGGCUCUACUUCUGAUGAUCCAGCUCUUUUGAAAAUGAAAUACGGCAUCGCAAGCUCUGCUCAAUGGGGCAUUGAGGAUCAAGGUGGGAUUCCUGACAAGCAGGCAACCUCCACACACCCAGCAACACAGCCAUACCUUAUGGGGGAGGAUACUUUUGGGACAGGUCAAAUGAUUGAUCAAAUAGAAAUUGACUGUGUCUUGGAAGAAACCACAUCUUCUUUUAUCCAUGACCCAGACAAGAAAGUCUUUGAUCCCCACAUCAGCAGAGAGUAUGAUAAGGAAAUGUGCAGCAAAAAUGUAGUGAAUGAUAGUUGUCGGCAGAAGCAGACAGGUUACACUUCUGAAGUAACGACGACAAUGGCAAAUACCAAUACUAUGGACGUUUGUUGCGCUCACUCUUCUAGUGUUACAGCACCUCAGCUGCACACAGAGACCCACACUGGCCAAGACAGCGCCACUCCACCUGUUGGACUUGAGUUUGUGACUGGUAGAAGAACUAGAGCUGGAGAAAAACCUUACAAAUACAAAUGUGAGGUUUGUGGUUCAGAGUUUUCACAGAAAGUCCAGUUGAAGGUUCACAAAAGAACACAUACUGGAGAAAAGCCUUACAAUUGUGAAGUUUGUGGUGCAACGUUUUCACGGAUUGGCCACUUACAGAUUCACAAAAGAAGACAUACUGGAGAAAAGCCUUACAAGUGUGAAGUUUGUGGUUUACAGUUUGCACAGAGUGUCCAGUUGAAGAUUCACAAAAGAACACACACUGGAGAAAAGCCUUACAAGUGUGAAGUUUGUGGUUCAAGCUUUUCACGGAAUGACCACUUAAAGGUUCACAAAAGAAGACAUACUGGAGAAAAGCCUUACAAUUGUGACGUUUGUGGUUUAAGGUUUGCACAGCGUGGCAGCUUAAGGAUUCACAAAAGAACACACACAGGAGAAAAGCCUUACAAUUGUGACGUUUGUGGUUUAAGGUUUGGGAAUAGCAGCGCCCUGAACCGACACAAAAGAACACACACUGGAGAAAAACCUUACAAAUGUGAAGUUUGUGGUUCAUCGUUUGGGGAUAGUUGCAUCCUGAAACAACACAAAAAAAUACACACAGGAGAAAAGCCCUACAAGUGUGAAGUUUGCGAUAAGCGGUUUACUCAGCGUGGCAAUUUAAAAAUUCAUGAAAGAACACAUACAGGAAACAAGUGGGAAAUCUGUGGAAUUGUGUUCGUGCCGAUGAGUAAUCAAGAGAACCAUAACACAUAUUCCUCGGGACGUAUUAACCACGACAGUCUUAUGAUGGAAAAAGAACUGUCAUGUUGUGAACUUUUCUGUGUACCGGAUAUAGAUAAAGACAUAAAGCCUGAUGUUUCUCUGGUUGUAAAAAGUCUUAAAAGUGAACCUGGGCUCGGUUCAUCUACAUCUAGGUCUCUUUGUAGCAGUGAUAGGACUGAUAGAGAUGUAAAACCUGACAUUGAGAAUGUGAAGACUGUGGUAAACGAAGAGUGUGGUUCUAAUUCUGUGCUUGAUCUGGGAGAGGAAAAACCAGCUGCUGUUGUUGAUAGUAGAAGUUUUGAUGGAAAAGUAAUGCAUAAUUUUGAAGUACCAAGCAAUGCAACUGAUGAUGUCCGACAGACUGUUGAAAACAAAUGUAUUGACAUUGAAAUUAAAAAUGAGCCUUUGCUUUUGUUUCCCGAAGAAGACAUAAAAACUAAAAUGAGUCCGAAAAGUGCUGAUGAUGUAGAUCUAGAAGACGAACCGCAGUUUCCUGAUCAUAGUCUGGAAUUGAAAUCAGAAAUAGAGAAUUAUUAUGUGAAGCAGGAAGUGUUGGAACAGGAGUGUGGAUCAAUGUUGGAUCGUUCCAGUGAGGCUGGGGGAAUACAACUGCAAAUCUGUGAUGUGAGGAGUUUGUGUGUGGAGCAGAGUUCAAACCCAGACACUGAUGCUGUUGUGUCCACGGUCAGCGGCUCUACUUCUGAUGAUCCAGCUCUUUUGAAGACCGGCAUCGCAAAUGCUCAAUGGGGCAUUGAGGAUCAAGGUGGGAUUCCUGACAAGCGCGCACCCUCCACACACCCAGCGACACAGCCAUACCUUAUGGGGAAGGAUACUUUUGGGACAGGUCAAAUGAUGAUUGAUCAAAUAGAAGUUGACUGUGUCUUGGAAGAAACUACAUCUUUUAUCCAUGACCCAGACAAGAAAGUCUUUCAUCCCCACAUUAGCAGAGAGUAUGAUAAGGACAUAUCAUGCAGCAAAAGUGCAGUAAAUGGUAGUUGUGGCCUGAAGCAGAGAGGUUGCACUUCUGAAAUAACGACGACAGUGGCAAAUAAUACCAAUGUUAUGGACCUUUCUUGCGCUCCUUCUUCUAGUGUUACAGCUCCUCAGCUGCCCACAGAGACCCAUACUGGACUAGACAGCGCCACUCCACCUGUUGGACUCAAGUUUAUGACUUUUAGAAGAACUAGAGCUGGAGAAAAACCGUACAAAUGUGAAGUUUAUGUUUUACGGUUUGGAAAUAGAGGCCAGCUAAAUUCUCACAAGAGAACACACACAGGAGAAAAGCCUUACAAAUGUGAAGUUUGUGCUGCAGCAUUUGCAAGAAGUUCCGGCCUGAAACAACACAAAAGAAGACAUACUGGAGAAAAGCCUUACAAGUGUGAAGUUUGUGAUUUACAAUUUGCACAGUGUGGCAGCUUAAAGAUUCACAAAAGAACACACACAGGAGAAAAGCCUUACAAGUGUGAAGUUUGUGAUUUACAAUUUGCACAGUGUGGCAGCUUAAAGAGCCACAAAAGAACACACACAGGAGAAAAGCCUUACAAGUGUGAAGUUUGUGGUUUAAGGUUUGGGAAUGGUAGCGCCCUGAACCGACACAAAAAAACGCACACUGGAGAAAAACCUUACAUGUGCGACGUUUGUGCUGCAGCAUUUGCAAGUAGUUCCGGCCUGAAACAACACAAAAGAAGACAUACUGGAGAAAAGCCUUACAUAUGUGAAGUUUGUGGUUUAGGGUUUGCAUGUAGUAGCGGCCUAUGGAAUCACCAAAAAGUACACACCGGAGAAAAGCCUCACAAAUGUGAAGUUUGUGGUUCAGGGUUUGCCUUUCGUAAUGACCUGAAACGACACCAAAGAAAACACACUGGAGAAAAACCUUACAAGUGUGAAGUUUGUGGUUUGUUAUAUGCCGACAGGAAAGGGCUAAAGAUUCACAAAAGAACACAUUCAGGAGAAAAGCCCUACAAAUGUAAAGUUUGCGAUAAAGGGUUUGCACACAAUAAGACUUUAAAACAUCAUGAAAAAACACACACAUGAAACACGCAUUAUAAGUGUGAUGAAGUCUGUGGAAGUGUGUUCGUGCAGAUAAGUAAUCUAGAGGACCAUAAAAGAACACACAUAGUAAGGACAGGAGAAAACCCGUACAAGUGUGAAAUCUGUGGAAUUGUGUUCUUGCAUGUGAGUAGUGUAAAAAUUCACCCAAAAAUG